Molecule: messenger RNA, 1617 nt
Organism: Pochonia chlamydosporia 170
Lineage: Eukaryota; Fungi; Ascomycota; Sordariomycetes; Hypocreales; Clavicipitaceae
Product: C2H2 finger domain-containing protein
Exons: 2
Coding region: 1-1617 (538 amino acids)
Source: RefSeq, a predicted model, not a curated record
AUGGCGUCAAAUGCCAACGGGAUGUUUUCUUUUGCUCAAACAGAGCAAUCCACAGACCUUCUGAACGGAUCAUCAUGGCCAACUUCAGAGGGUGCUCAGACCUUCCAAGACUACCCGGACAAUGGAUCAUCACACUCUGGAGAGGCCGAGGACUAUCUAUUCACAUCUGGUCAGACUACCCCUAGAGGAUCAAGACUAGAACAUGCUCCGUCCAUGGAAUCUGUCUGGACAAACCCAAGGACCACUGCGCAAAGUUCAGUUAUGGCUCAAGCCAUGUCCAGGGCUGAUUCGAGCCGAUCUUGUGGCUCGUCUCUCUCUCAAUCUUCACAACUGAGCAGAGGUAAUGUGUCCGCCUUCAGGAAUGUCUCCCACGCAGGUGUCACUGCUGGUACCUUGGCCGGCAUGGACUCUUGCCUUUUGGUAGCUGCCGAUGCCAAUACUGUGAACUCCCAAAUGUAUUGGUCUGAGCUCGGCGGCAUUGGCAUGAACAUGGCCACUGCUGGCGGUGCCUUUGCCGUCACUGACACCACUCCCAUGCACAUGGUGCCCGCACACAUGCAUUUGGGUCCCGAGUCAGUGUUGCCAGACAACUCAUCACCGAGUUCAUGGGAUUGCUUCUCUAGCUCCAUUUCUCGGACUUCCUCCCCUGCUACAAUUGACGAGGUUUGGCUGCCUUCUGCGCUGAGCCCGAACUCGUCGCCUGAAGUCGUUGGCGAAACACCCAGGUAUGUCGAUUAUUUUGGCACGAACGCCGAGCAGGAAUCUCACACAUCUCUCAUCAGUGCGGAGCGAAAGAUGGCCCUUUCAGAGAGCAAGGACGUCGUUCCCAAGAUUGAAGAUGGCUUGGCCAUUCCCAGUGGAUAUGCAUCUCGCAGACAUGGGAGUGAUGGUGAGUCCUCUGCUCGGGACCACGAGCUCUACAAGAAUGCCACCCCUGGAUCAGAUGGGCUCUUCCAUUGUCCUUGGGAAGGACAAAACACCUGCAGCCACAAGCCCGAGAAGCUCAAGUGCAACUACGACAAAUUUGUCGAUUCACACUUGAAGCCAUACCGCUGCAAGGCAGAUUCCUGUGAGGGUGCCCGUUUCUCUUCCACCGCCUGCCUCCUGCGCCAUGAGCGUGAGGCACACGGACUACACGGACACGGCGAUAAGCCCUUCCUCUGUGUCUAUGACGGCUGCGAGCGCGCCGUCAUCGGUAAUGGCUUCCCUCGCCAGUGGAACCUCAGGGACCACAUGAAGCGCGUUCACAACGACCAUGGAAGCGCUGGUGGCUCGCCGCCUUCAGGCGCCAGUGGUCAAUCUGCCAAGGGCCGCAAGAGAAAGCCCGAGGUGGUUGAAACACAAACUACUACUCGCAAGGCGACGCUCAAGUCAAUGCCAGUAGCCGACGCAAAGCCCUCAGCCAAGCCGCUGAUUGAGGAGUGGCUCGAUCAGCGACGCGCCGUUGAAACCCUUUGCCGCGGACUGGACAAGCCUGAUGAUGCGCGUAACCUGCAGCAAAUCAACGAAAUGCAGAGACGUCUUGCUUUCAUGGCCAAGAUGACGACGAAUCUGAGCUCUGUUUCCUCCACUGAUGCUCGUUCGGACAUGAAUCGCAGAAACUACACUACCGGUUGA